AUUUUCAAACCGCCAUUUUGAAACUAUUCAGAUUGCAAACUAACCUUACGUGGAUGGAGAGGACAUGCAGACCGAUGCAACACAAGAUUGCGAGAUGGGUGAAGACGGUGCACCAUUGAGUGACGUGGAGGACAACGAAGGGGAGCCACAGGUGGAAAAGUCAAAAGGAUUCAAUGUCGGGGAAAUUAUUGAGGGGAAAAGAGAGAAGAAGAAGGUGGAAAGGCUGGUGCAAUCUGCGCAGUUGGUAAAAUAUAAAGAACGCCUGAAGGUUGAAAGUGGUGAUGGCGAUAAACUGGGUGAAAUUGCACGAAUCAACCACAACAUUGGAAAGACUAAAGCUCCCCUCCUGAAACCUCUUCAUAAGGUCCUUUAUGAUCGACCUGGAGCUGCAACUUCAAUGAAGAAGAACCUACGAUUGUUCCAUGGCUUCUCCUUCAGAGAGGAAAGUGAUCUCUACUUCAAAAAGAUGAAGACGUUGUCAAAAUACACCAACACCAUGUUGAAAACUAUCUGUCAAGUUCUAGACAUUGAGAGGACUGGGAAGCAGUCUGUCCUAAUUGAAAGAAUCAUGGCAUUUCUCAUGCACCCUGUCAACACUGGAAAGCCAGUUCCCAUCAAAAAGAAGAAAAAGAAGAAGAGGAAGAACACUGCAACGGAAGCCAAGAAAAAGACGAGCAAAGUGUCCAAGAGUCCCACAAAGUCCAAGAAGAUGGAGAGUAAGUCCAAAGCCAUCGUCACAGAUUCAAGCAGUGACGACGACGACGACGACGAUGAUGACAAACGUGAAAGUAAAGAGACCAAGACGUCAUCAGCCCUAGAAAGCCGAAAGAAGGACGACACGGAUGACUCCUCAGAAGAGGAAGUAGAAGACGAAGAAGAUGAUGACAAAGAUGAUGAUGAUGAUGAUGAGGAGGAGGAGACACCUAAAUCAAAAUCCCCGGCGAAGAAGAAACCUGCUACCCCAAAAAAGACAGCUUCCAGCAAAAAGACAACAAAGUCAACACCUGUGAAAAAGAAACCAGCAGCUAAGAAGAUGGCAAAGGAAGAUGAUUCUGAUGCAUCUGACGAGUCCAAGUCUGAUGACAGUGACAAUCAAAACGACAGUGACUUUGAGAAGUCAAAAAAGAAAACAGCAGCAAAGAAGAAACCAGCCAAACCUGCCCCCAAGACUAAGAAAGCAGACAGCAGCAGCAACAAGACUGCCAAAAAACGCCAAGUCCUACUGGACUCAGAUGACAGUUCUGAUGACGAUAAGCCCUUAAUCAAGAUGAUCAAGAAGCCGCCCACAGAUGACCAGAUCAAGACCACCGUAAAGGAUCUCCUGAAAGAUGCCAACUUGGAGGAGGUGACCAUGAAGCAGCUCUGUCAGAAAGUAUAUGACUCAUACCCUGAAUUUGAUUUGACUAGCCGAAAGGACUACAUCAAGCAGACAGUGAAAAGUUUGAUCUCCUAGGAAGGGGCAGUGAAGUUUUUGCCUUUCAAAGCCAUUUCUUGAAGAGAGGAUUUCUUGUCAAUAUUUAAAUGCCUACGAAGUCUAAUAGAGUGUAUGUAUGAAUGUACGUAGUUACUUUGUCAUUACUGCCCAAAGUGUUUUUCUGUAGUGGAUGGCUCUUUUGUCAUUUGUGUUUUUGGUUUGUUUUGCUUAGUUUUUUUUUUGGUUUUUUUAACUUUUUUAUAUACGGGUUUUGUACGUCUAUUGUUUCUCUGAUUGUAAGCACGCUUAUGAAAACACACAGGAUGUAUAUAUCACUGGCUGUGAAUAAAAUGCUCCUUUUUUAUUGAAAUGA
Molecule: messenger RNA, 1787 nt
Organism: Sardina pilchardus (European sardine)
Lineage: Eukaryota; Metazoa; Chordata; Actinopteri; Clupeiformes; Clupeidae
Gene: dek
Product: DEK proto-oncogene
Exons: 12
Coding region: 65-1453 (462 amino acids)
Biological process (GO): chromatin organization; regulation of double-strand break repair
Cellular component (GO): nucleus
Molecular function (GO): DNA binding; histone binding
Source: RefSeq, a predicted model, not a curated record